GGGCCCGCAUUCAGGUCGUUCAUAGGAAGUCGCCGACGGGGGAUGCGGUCGUCGACCUGAUCCUCGAUGAUACGAGGGAGGUCCUGAAACGUGUGAAUGGCCGAGCUUUGGUGGCUAUGCCGGAACGAGUUCAGAAACAGCGUCAGGGCUGCCUGUAUUUCAUCAAAGGCCUGGAACCCUACCACUCGGUGAUCGUUCAUAAGAAUGCAAGAGAUGCAGUGGCAGCUCAGACGUGUGCUAAUUCCCUCAAUGAGGAUUGGACUCAUAAGAGAGCGCACCUAAAAGGUGUCGAGUACCCUCCCGAUGACUUGGAUUAUGCUAGAAUGACUCGGAUUUUCGUCGCGAGCCUCUCCAUAGACGGAAACUGCGAUGUCCGGACUUACGUCCAGCGAUCCUUGCCUGACUUCAUCAUCAUUCCUGUAGAGAAUGUCUCCGUUAACAACCUCGCUCGACUCUCCCUGGGCGAAGAUCAUCCGACACCGAUCAUUGUCCCGUACUUAUCGCAAGAAGAAAUUUGUGAGGUCGUCUCUCUUCGGAAACACCCGGACCGGCCACGGGUUUUUGAGAUCGGUCUCAAGCUCCAAGGAUAUCUGGACUUGGAGCUCAUUUUCGGGCGCAUGGUGGGGAGGAGAGCUCAUUUCCCACAGCUCUUCCAUAUCAAACCCUUGAAAGCUAUCACACUCAGUAACCACGGUUUUUUUAAGCAGAGAGGUCUGACCCUCGAGACUGGGCAAGUUCUCGGCAUCGAUAGUCUGGACGUGAUCGAUAGCAGGAGAUUUGAAGUCCGUCCACUGCCCCCCUGUCUGGCCCAAGCUUUCCCAUACACGGCUCUGUACAUUGAUUGGGACACGACGGUCAGAUCUCGGGCGCCGAGCUUGGGUGAUACGGUCGUUGUUACGAAUCUCAAGCUGGACGUUUCGGCCAUAAAUCCGCUGCAUCACUCGUACGAUGAGAUAAUUCGCAAAGAUCACGCAACCCACAUCGAAUACCGUCCAAGAUACGCGGAGAAGAAGCCGGCGCAGCAGCCGUCCUCGAAGACCCACUCGAAGAGCAAGAAAUCACCGACUUCAGCGGAGUGGUACGGGCUGAGCCAAGAACUUGAAGCCGUCUUAAUGAAAGCGCCUAGUUUCGUUGAUCGGUUCUGCAAGCUCGAAAUUCUCCUCGCUGAAUUCGGAGAAACCAUCCGGAUCGAAGAAAUAUGAUGAAGUAGCGUCGAAGUGUAAUAUGGAGGCAGAUUCAGAAGUUGGAAUGAGUCGAGAGUUCACAUUGAGCUUGGAAAUUUUCGGAGCUGACCUAAUUUGUGCAAAAGUAUCGGAGCCCGAAGCAGAGGAUCCACCUCGUCAGCAUCUGCAUUAAAAUAAAGCGCUCCUUUCCGCUGGGAGUUGAUUGUAUG
This is a messenger RNA of Galendromus occidentalis (western predatory mite), 1393 nucleotides long. RefSeq lists its product as uncharacterized. Lineage: Eukaryota; Metazoa; Arthropoda; Arachnida; Mesostigmata; Phytoseiidae. The transcript has 6 exons. Bases 117 to 1202 code for a protein of 361 amino acids. The record is from RefSeq and is a predicted model, not a curated record.